Molecule: messenger RNA, 1368 nt
Organism: Leptidea sinapis
Lineage: Eukaryota; Metazoa; Arthropoda; Insecta; Lepidoptera; Pieridae
Exons: 5
Coding region: 134-1324 (396 amino acids)
Source: RefSeq, a predicted model, not a curated record
GAAAUGUGCAAAUUUUGAUUUAGAUUGCUUAUACUAUGCUUUUAUAAUAUUAUUUAUACACCAUUUCAAAUUAAUAAACAUUAAUCAUAAUAUUACAGCAGUUAACCUUGAUUUAGCAAAAGAUUCUUAAAAUAUGCCCAAAACCAAUAACUCUGGAGAUGAUAAGGUCGAGCCGGUUGGGCGUAGUACCAAAGGUAUUCUUCGAUAUGAAUUAUCAAACAGAUCCUUUAUUGAGAAAGGUUGGACUAUGCUGCCAACGGAAAAAGUCGUUCGAAAGAUGAAUGUGUAUCGCAUGAGACCAGCACAUCCCGAGUUUGAUUGGUUUGAACAUAAUAAAAAUAAACGGCUUAUGACCUAUGAUAGUGGAGAAAAAUUAGCAGAAUUUGACGAUAAUGGCCGAGGACGCUGGUUUUAUCGAAACGGAAGAAUUGCACUUGACUACUAUGAUGCUGAAGAAACACAUGCACAACAGCGGUUUGUUAUUUAUGGUAGUGGUGAGCCUGACGAACGUGGUCGAUCACGCCCUGCAUCAAUUCUGGCCACUUUCGACUAUUUAGGAAGUGGUAUCGUAUUUGAUCAUAGUGGAAAAAUAAGGUUAAAAUACAAUCAAACUGAAGGUGUGGUCUUAGAUCGUAGCUUAGGACCCGCUACGCAUUGGAAAUGGCAUACUCUAAACGACCCUCCCGUCUUACAGCAAGUUAUGAUUGAUACACAGUUAGCUCACAAGGACCCCAAUAUAAUGAGAAUGGGAGGUCCAGCUGAUAAUAGACACAAAGAAGAUAAUGAAGAAAUGCUAGCAAUUGAGUUCGACAAUUUUAUAAAAGAAAAGAGUAAAAAGUUGUCACAAAAAUUCAAGCCUUUUCAGAUAAAGAUGAAAGCGCUUAGAAUUAAUGAGAAUUUCUCUUUGAAAGUAUUGGAUCAAGCUACUAUAUACUUAAUUUUUCGUGACGGCUCAACAAAUUUAAAAAUGAACAUUGGAAUGAUCUUGGAUCAUAAAGAGAUUGUCGACACAGAUACAGCUGAAGUAGGGGACGUUUCGAACAGCUUGUUAAGAUAUCCAGCUCGAACAGAAAGUUUGGCAACUCUACAGCGCAGUGUCGCGCAUGCUCAGAGUGUAGACAGAGCUCGAUUAGAACGCGAACACCGCAUCCGACCAUCAAUAAAGCGCGCUAGUGUUGAUAAGCUUAAUGAGGCGGCAUCUAGACCACUAAGACCACCUUUUCGCACUGUUUCUUCAGUUAAUACAACAACCACGGAAUGUCCUUGUACUAAAAAAAUCAGAAAACCUACUUCAUAUGUUUAUUAUGACACCGGCCUAGUGUAAUUUAGAAUUAUUUCUUUUUAAUAAAUUUAUUUGAUUAUAAAUUA